Molecule: messenger RNA, 2278 nt
Organism: Cottoperca gobio
Lineage: Eukaryota; Metazoa; Chordata; Actinopteri; Perciformes; Bovichtidae
Exons: 3
Coding region: 311-2122 (603 amino acids)
Source: RefSeq, a predicted model, not a curated record
CAGCUGAAGCUGGAUGUAUCCCUCCUGCUUCUUCGUGUCUACACAGUCGAGCUCUUCUCCAGCGGAUAACCUGGAUCUAAACGGCGGAUAAGGACCCCAGAUGUCAUGACGACCCAUCUUCCAAAUUAGACAUGAUAGGCAACAUUUGGAUUACUGGCAUACUGAAAACAAAUGUGAAAAUCAAUUCUAGGCUCCUGCUGUGACAUUAAAACUCUUUGAUGAGUAGACAAACUUUUUGGUAAUUGAGGCCAUGGAUGAUCAAUUUUGAAAGUGCUCUUAAGGGCGCUGUAAACUCAGAGCUGAUUCCAAAAUGAGCGAGCGAGGUGAGCCCUUCGGUGAGGGGGAGUUGAGAAAUAACAACCAGCAGGCUGACUUGCUGGCAGACGGAGAUACCAACGCCAAUGAUAUCCGGACAGAGGAUGGCGGGAUGACGGGUGAUACUGUCACUCUGUCUGGACUGCUGACUGAAACAGCACAGCAGGACAAAGUCAUCAUCUGGGGUACAGACUCCCAGUGUGAUGACCCCGACCUGGCUGAGUUUGAGAUGCUGGAGUGUCAGGAGCUGGAGGCCUACGUGGUUGAGGAUGGAGAGGACUUUCUCGGGCUUGCAGAACGGAAGAAGCUUAAAGAACAGCCUUCGUCAUGCGGCAAAGCUACAGUAGACCAGGCAACGGAUAAUAAGAGCAGGGAAGACAAAAAGACUAUUCUGCAUGGCGCCAGUGAGCAGGAAACCAGCACUUCUCAUGUCUCCGAGAGCAGAGAAGCAUCCAGGGCUGAGUUAAGCUCAGAAACUGAUGUCUUUGUGUCCUGUCUGUCCACCAUUUCAAGCAUGGACACUGCUAUGGACACUACUGGCAGGACCCAGACAACAGACUCAUGGCACAAUGCCUCUGGUCCUUACUCAACCAUCUCAGAAGACUUGACUCUGGUUUCCCAGACUGACAACAACGUCCCUGAGAGAGACAAUGUCUCUCAAAGAGCUGAUCAUCCUUCCUCCUCCUCUGGAAAAAGCACAAUACACAGGGAAGAUGUGAACAUGAAUUUGAAUUCAACAGCUCACUCAGAGGAUGUGGGAUCACAGGCACAAGUGAGCAAUGGAGUUAUUCCGUGUGAGGAUGCCAUUGACGAGCACAGGAAGAACAAUAACCAGAGAAAUAAAGCAGUCAAUACCAUUUCAGAUGGAGAAUGUGAUCAAAUAAGGAGUACUGAGCACAAGGGUUUACCCACUGAAAGAAUAUCACAUGAAGAAAGCAACACUAAAAUGGAUAAAAGCACACAAGCUGAUGAUGCCCCUGUUGUGAACUACAGCCCACCCAAAACAGGUACAAAGGGGACUUUUUCAUCAAUUGAAUCCAAAGCCAUGAAGAAACAAGGAUCAUUUGAUAACUCGUUGAAAAAACAAUACUCUCCUGACAAGACUUUCAAAAAGCAGCCAUCGUUUGAAAAUACUUUAAAGAAGCAGCCCUCCUUUGAUAACACCUUAAAUAAGCAGGGUUCUUUUGAGAACACCAUCCCCUGCAGCUCUUCAAGUCUGGAGAGGAGGAAGCCAUGGGGAAGCCCGAGUCGACCAGCAACUCCUACUUCACCUAAAACAACCUGUUCCCCCAAGAGAAGGCCGCCUGGUUCUCCAGCCAAAGUCCAGAAUAUCAGAUCUCUGAGCUUUGAGCGCAGCGACCCCCCUCAGAGAAGUCAAACAGUCAGAACACCAGGUAAGACAAGUUUGAGCAGUUGCAUCCCCAUACCUGUCUCGUCUCAGCAGAAAGAACCUGAACCCGGGAGGUCAUCUCCUCCCCAGAAACCUAAAAAUGUCCGACCAAAAAUCAUCACCUAUGUUCGAAAAAAUCCUCAAGCAAAACCACAAGGGACAGAUGCCCCACUCGAAGCCUCUACACUCCCACUAAGACUAUCUUCUUACUCCAGCCCACCAGCUCAUAAAGAUCCAAGGGUUGGUCCUCAACCUAAAUCCACGGUGCUAUGUUCCUCCAACUUGCUGUUUGACAAAUAUCGACAGGAGAUGCAGAAGGCGGGGGUACUAUCCUCCAGGCAUGUCUGCGACUGGGGUAAAACCUCCAAGCAGCACCAUCCCUCAAAGGCUGGGUGGGAAGUCAGGCAGUUUUCAUGAGGAUAUGCCUAAGAAAUAUCUGCAAGAGCAUGUUUCUCAAGAAGGAGGCAGUGUCUACCGCUCUCCCAGAACUCUGAGGCCUCAGCUGGGGUUAGGGGCGGUCACCAGGCAGCCUGCCGCCAAGACGGGUCAAAGGUCAGCCCCGGCACCAAGCCA